Molecule: messenger RNA, 1953 nt
Organism: Notechis scutatus (mainland tiger snake)
Lineage: Eukaryota; Metazoa; Chordata; Lepidosauria; Squamata; Elapidae
Source: RefSeq, a predicted model, not a curated record
GACUGAUAGAGACUCCUUUUCUUCUGCCCAGUUGGCUCAGAUCCAGAGUUUGCCCGCUAUGUGGCUGGGGUCAGCCAGGCCAUGCAACAGAAAAGGCAGGCGCAACACUUUCGUCGUCCCAGCAAUGCACGUAGCAACUGGUCUCAUCCUGAUGACCUCCACAGGACCUGGCCCUUCCCAGAGUAUUUCACAGAUGGGGAGAUGACCAGCAGCUGGUCAGGGACUCAGGGGGACUCUGCCAGCUCCAGUGACGAGACCUCCUCAGCCAAUGGAGACAGUUUGUUUUCCAUGUUCUCAGGGCCUGACAUUGUGGCUGCUGUCAAACAAAGAAGAAAACACAGCAGUGGGGAACAAGACACAAGCACACUUCCUUCACCGCCACUCCUUUCCACCGUGGAUGAUCAUAACCAGGACAAUAAAACUAAAACUUGGCCCCCGAAGGCUCCUUGGCAGCACACACAGUCGGGUCAAAAUAUGUCUUUAUAUCAGCUAAGCAGCCCUGCCAGCCACUGGAACGACGCCAUGCAGAUGCUGCCGUCUCCCGUUUGGUCCUCCGCCAACGACUGCCCUCCGCCCACAGGGAUGGCCUCCCCGUUUGCCUACACCCAGCAGCCUCCGCAGUCGCCACCAUUGCCCCUGGCUCAGCACAAGCAGGGGCACAAGGGCUUUAAACCUUUUCCGGGCAAGCACGAGCGUCGGCCAUCCUAUCUGCCGCAGUACUGAUGCCCCGUUUCCUCCUGGCCGAAGAAGCAGCAGCCGAGGACCAAAGUCUUUGGUAUGAUCCGGGCUUGCUUGGUUUCUGUCUGCUGGGGGGUGGCGGGGGGGGGGGGGGGGGGGUAACAGCUUUGGUAGUGAAGUCUCUCGUUCCUUGCGGCCCUUGGCACCCGGUGUCUACCCAACAGCCUAAACUGUGACCCUUUCAAAGCAUACGGAUGCCCCCGGUCACAAAUGGUGACCCCCUCACCACAGAAAACACUGUAUUUUAUAGCUAUUUUUUCAUAUAGAUUUAUAGUUACCAUUUCUUGCUAAAACAGAUUUGAGUAUUUUUAAGCCAAUCUAGCAGUUUUGCUCAACGCUCAUUUUCUUCAGAUUUCUAAUUGACAAAAAUUAUAAAGUCUUCGCUCUGACUUUCACAGGCUGUGAUAGCUUUUUUAAUGCAGUCGUUGUUAAUAUGCUGCAAACUCUUUGAAACAGGAGUGGGGCAAACAACAACUGAGAACCUGAUUCUUUCCAGUUACUUAGUUUGUGCAAAACAGCUGGAACCGCUUGAAGUCCGUGAAAAGUGAUCCUGGCCAAGCAGCGUGAGCCCUGUCCACCUCCAUGAAGUCCUUUUGGUGGGUUUAUGACACUCCGUUUGAUACGCCUCCAUUUGGCCAAAGGCAUUAUCCAUACAGUGCUCCUUAAAUAUAUGAAAGAAUAGUUAAGACUACUUGCAAAUAUAAGUCUUAUUUCAAUGCUAGACUUAGUGUGUAAAAACAUGAGCUGGCUCAGAAGAGAGAGAACUUAAAACACUAUUUUUUGUAGUGCUAAGAAUUAAAAUAAAGUACUUUCAGUCAAUAUGUGCCAUUAAAUAAUUGAACCUGUGGAAUUAGAAAUAUCUUCCAACCAAAGUGGAUCUGGGGAAUGACUGGUGCUUCAAAUGGGAAAAAGGUAAAUAUGUAUAGUGAUCCCAUUGUAUAUUAAUCGAAGUGAGAGAAGUCUUUAUAAAACCUAUUUAAAUUUUCAUAUUUCAUCUUUGAAAGAGUAAUUAUAAACCACAAUAUUUUCUGGUAUAAAGGUUUUUGACAGUAUUAAUAUUAUUUUUAUAUUUUCUUAAUUCAUAUCAUUCUAAUACAUUGACAAGUAAAAUGGGUUAUUAGUUAUAAAUACACAUAGUUUUUGAUGAAGAUAAAAGCACAUUUAAGUUCCCAUUUUCUACAAACUUACAUGUGUAUAUUAAAGAUACCAAAUAUA